This is a messenger RNA of Anopheles funestus (African malaria mosquito), 2215 nucleotides long. RefSeq names its product apolipoprotein D-like. The coding region runs from base 952 to 1584 and encodes 210 amino acids. The record is from RefSeq and is a predicted model, not a curated record. The transcript is spliced from 5 exons. NCBI's taxonomy places the organism in Eukaryota, Metazoa, Arthropoda, Insecta, Diptera, Culicidae.
CAGGCCACUUCGAAAAGUCAGUUGCGUUCGGAUUGUAAUCGGAAUUGGUUGUGUGUUUUCACUCGUUGUUCGCGGCAUUAUUUCUCCUUCUCUAUUUCUUCUCUCGCGCGUCUUUUUCCACCUCUUUCCACUUCCCUUCCCGGGGCGGGGCGGGCGUAUUCACGCAGUUCCACUUGUCGAUCGAUCGAUUAAUUAACGACCGUGUGCGAUUACGCGCUGGCUGGUGCGUACGCGUGAUCGAUCCGGGAUCGUACCGUAAACAUCGUAGAACAAAUAAUUAGCCGCCUUGCAGCCCGGACAACCUUCACAAACGAACACUGCCAAAAAGUGGUCCCCUUGCCCAUGACACUGUAUGUGCGGCGUUACAUGCUUACACACGUACACCUCAGUUUCGUGCAAAAAAAAAACCCGUCAACCAGGUAGUGUCAUAGGUGGCGGCGAAUAGUAGCCCGAUCGGUAAAGGAAAAAAGCCUUGAAAGUGCGUUUUAUGUUUUUCUGUUGCAAACAAGACAAUAAUUUUCUCCAUUAUUAAUCCCGCCAUCAUCCCGCGUCACACACCAACCCGAAGCUAGUAACGUACGAUCACUAUCGGUAGUAGUAAGCAAAAAGAGUGAUCAUUACACAUUACUGUUGAUCGUCAACGGAUCGGCGUACGUCGGCGUUAAUAUAUAGUGAUUGUGUCAGAGCAACAUCAACUUGGGUGCACACCAAGUGAUAACGAGUGAUAACGAGAGUGUGGAGCAAAAGGAAUCAUUACUACACACAUCCGCCUACAAUCAAAAUCGGCGUGACCUUAGGUGAUUGUGUUUUGAUUCCGAACGUCUAUCUCUCUCUCUCGCUCUCGCUGGACUUUGUGCCCACCUGUAAGCACCCGUGCACAAAUUGGGUAGCAAACAGCAAAAGCGUUUCUGCACCGUCAACAGAAGUACAAAAUCAGGGAAAAUUGCAAGCAUGUAUCAUCAAUUUAUGGAGCUGCGUGUGGUGUGGUUCGUUGUCGUCAGCCUUUGGCUUGCCCGGUUGAGCCCCGUGCUGGCGUCAGGCUUCGGCAAAUGUCCAAAUUACCCUUCAAUGCCAAAGUUUAACAUGACAAAGUUUUUGGGCAAAUGGUACGAGGUGGAACGUUCCUUCUAUCUACCCGAGCUAGCCUCCGGCUGUACGACGCUGACCUUUGAAAAUACGACCCUACGGGAUGAAGCCGGACGGAGCCAGCUGGAAAUUUCAAUUAAAUCUGUCAAUCAAUGGACGGGAAAUCCAUCCAUCAGCAUCGGUGAAGCCAUCCCGGAGAGUGAAACGUCCUCCAUCAUGAACGUCCAGCUUCAGUCACGGCUGCCAACGGCGAUCGCACGGCUACUGCCUGGAUCUGGCCGAUAUCAAGUGCUCUACACCAACUAUGACAAUUUCGCCAUUCUCUGGUCGUGCACAAGCUUCGUGGCAGUUCACGCGGAUCAAAUCUGGCUGCUCGGUCGCGAACGGGACUAUUCGACGGACAUUAGGAAAAAGAUCUACAACGCACUGGAGCAGCUAAGUCUCGAUCCGGACCGUUUGUUCAUUGCGAAGAAUAAAAACUGCCCAGCGACACUUUAAGAUCGGAGUGGCUUUACGCAAGAGCCAGCGAACCACUAGCAAUACUUAUUCAUUAUUGAGGAUCUGUGAUAUUAUUAGCAAGACAUAUUCGGUGGAUGCUGGACUUAUAGAUGAAUCAAAAGUUGAAAAAGAAACCCUUGGGACACGCCAUACGCUUUUCGGAUACAUAACUACAGUUUGUUUGUUCUUCUAAAUAGUAAUAAAAACAAAAACGACAUCGUGUUAAAUUAAAACGCACUUGAAAACGUGGAUAUUAUUGUAUGCCGAGAGCUGCGCUUAAGAGUAGCGAAUAAUUGUUAGUAUUCUAUCGUGUUUCUGUAGUAAUAUUGCGCGAUUUUAUCAUGGUUACAAUAGGUAGUGAUCGGUUUUAAAAAGCUUUCAUUUCGUUUAUGACUGCGCCAGAAGGUAAACGGCAUUUUUUUCUUCUUCUAAAACAAAUUACAUUUAAAGCUGAAGUAGAGAGAUAUAGAGAGAGAGAGAAUGAAAGAAAAGCGAUAUUAAUGGCAUUGAGAUACGCCAUUAGUCUCGUACCGGAAGAGUUUUCCUCUAAUCAGUUAGGCUUCUUCUUAUUGCUUAGCUAGUGCUUAAGUACUGUUCUUAAUCGGUAAAGAAUAAAACUAGCAGAAAUGCA